Messenger RNA from Protopterus annectens (West African lungfish), 2056 nucleotides. It is a transcript of the gene SNAP25, whose product is annotated as synaptosome associated protein 25. Gene Ontology annotation, biological process: synaptic vesicle priming; synaptic vesicle fusion to presynaptic active zone membrane; exocytosis. The transcript has 8 exons. NCBI's taxonomy places the organism in Eukaryota, Metazoa, Chordata, Ceratodontiformes, Protopteridae. Gene Ontology annotation, cellular component: synaptobrevin 2-SNAP-25-syntaxin-1a-complexin I complex; plasma membrane. The record is from RefSeq and is a predicted model, not a curated record. The coding region runs from base 246 to 866 and encodes 206 amino acids. Gene Ontology annotation, molecular function: voltage-gated potassium channel activity; SNAP receptor activity; syntaxin-1 binding.
UGACGUCAAACAGCGGCCAUCUUUGGUGAAGGCAGCAUUUACUCCAUUGAAGAAGAAGACCUGAGGAGGUCAAGAGCAGCUGUUCUUUCUUCUGCAGCAGUAACAGCCUUUAAAACAUUUUGCACCUGCAAUACGUACAUUUCGCUUGGGCAGUGCUGACUACAUCCUCCACAGAAGAAGAGGCCUUUCACAAGCACUGACUACCUACCUUGGUGCAGAGGCUCCCACGCAACGCACCAUCCAUCAUGGCUGAGGAUGCAGAUAUGCGCAAUGAGCUGGAGGAUAUGCAGCAACGUGCUGACCAGCUGGCUGAUGAGUCACUGGAAAGCACUCGUCGUAUGCUGCAGCUUGUUGAAGAGAGUAAAGAUGCUGGUAUACGAACUUUGGUUAUGUUGGAUGAGCAAGGAGAACAACUCGAUCGUGUUGAAGAAGGCAUGAACCAUAUCAACCAAGACAUGAAGGAAGCUGAGAAAAAUUUAAAAGAUUUAGGGAAAUGCUGUGGCCUGUUCAUAUGUCCUUGUAACAAACUAAAAUCAAGUGAUGCCUACAAGAAAGCCUGGGGUAACAAUCAGGAUGGAGUUGUAGCCAGUCAGCCUGCCCGUGUUGUGGAUGAACGUGAACAGAUGGCCAUCAGUGGGGGCUUCAUUCGAAGGGUAACAAAUGAUGCUCGAGAAAAUGAAAUGGAUGAAAAUUUGGAACAAGUUGGAGGCAUUAUUGGAAAUCUCCGCCAUAUGGCUCUUGAUAUGGGCAAUGAGAUUGACACACAGAAUCGCCAGAUUGACAGGAUUAUGGAGAAGGCUGAAUCCAACAAAACCAGGAUCGAUGAAGCCAACCAGCGUGCCACAAAGAUGCUGGGCAGUGGCUAAUUUCACCACUAAAGUGCAUUUACUUCCAUGCUUCAUCAUGGUAUUUACCUAUUAGGUUUGCACACAUGCACAUAUCCGCCCUCAUUGUAAAUGCCCCGUGUAGUCUGUCAGCUUUUAAAAAAUUGUAAUUAUUUCCUCUCCAGAGAUAUUUCUUUCCAAAGGUUGUAUAUAGUGCUUAUUUGAUGAUGGCUUAAGCUCAUUUGUAACACUUGCGUUUCCUUCUCCUUUUUUAACAAAUGUGUGUUGAAUGAUGAUUAUUUAGGAAUGCUUACAAGCUGAUUCUUUUAAAAUAUACAGUAUUGUUCUUGUAAAGCUGUGUCAUUCCAAAAAGCUACUGCCAUAAUCCAGGUUUUAUCUCAUUUGCUUGUUUGUUUUCUUGGUUGUUGCAAUUGCAAGGCACUUAUGAAUACCUGCUGUCCUCUGUUUCUCAUCCUGGGCCAUUACGAAUUCAUCACUAGACAACAUUCAGCUAGACUACAUAAUUGUAUUAGGCAUUGCACUAAAUUUGAUGUGAUUUAUGCAUGAGAAUAACUAGACUUUAGUCUCUUCUACUUAACAAGAAAUGUCAUUUACAUGGCAGUUGCUGACUGACAAAAAAGCAUGCACAGUAUUGGGGCACAGAUGAGACCUUGUUACCUCUGUAGCUUUGCAGAGGUGCCACUAUUUCUGCCCAGAUUGCUUUACAAACUGUGAACCAUUGUUGUAAAAAAGACUGUACCUAGCUUUCUCUGAUCAACUUUAUCUAAUAAAUAUGCAGUUUAAUGAAUAUGUUCCUUCAAAUAAAUACUAGUCAAAUUUUUAAGAUUUAGUUGGAAAAUGUAAUAUAGGGUUUGGACGAUUCUGUAAUAGAACAUACCGGGGUAAGAAUGAGACUGCAAUAUAAAAUGGUGCAUAUAUCUGAAAGACAUGUAAUGUAGUUUUAUAAAAUUGUACCUCCUUAGUCAUGAAGUCCCUGUGUGUGGUUUGUCGCCAGUUCCACUCUUUGUUGCUUCUGUACCUAUAGCUAUGCACACCAAAUUGCUAAAAUGUUUAGUAGCUGAAAACAUAACCUUAAACUGAAUGAAAUAGAUAAACUGUGAGAUAAAUGUCCUUACAGCAUGUGAUAUGAAACUCCUUCUGUCUCCUGUCAGUUUGUGAAAUGGUUGACAUUUUGUAGGUAGCUGAAAUUAUUAAAAUUUAUUGCCCUCUGA